UUUUUAUUUUUCCAAUAAGGUUAAGGACUGUGAGGAUUAUGAUCUGAUAAGAUCCUUCCCUGAGUUUUGUCUGUUUCUUUGUUUCGCAGCGCUUCACUUGGCCGUUUCUCCUCAACGACGUCGUUUCUCUUCGCCGGAAAAAAUGUCAGGGAAAGGAGCAAAAGGUUUGAUAACAGCAAACAGAGACAAGGACAAAGAUAAAGAUAAGAAGAAAUCAAUUUCUCGUUCUUCUCGCGCUGGUUUGCAGUUUCCUGUUGGGAGGAUCCACCGCCUUUUGAAGACGAGAACCACCGCUCAUGGAAGAGUCGGGGCAACGGCUGCUGUCUACUCGGCGGCGAUCUUGGAGUAUCUGACUGCAGAAGUAUUGGAACUGGCUGGGAAUGCUAGCAAGGAUCUUAAGGUUAAACGGAUUACUCCGAGACAUUUACAGCUUGCGAUUCGAGGGGAUGAAGAAUUGGAUACUCUGAUAAAGGGGACUAUUGCUGGAGGAGGAGUGAUUCCUCAUAUUCACAAAUCUCUUAUCAACAAAUCUUCAAAGGAGUAGAUUAUGGCUGCAGAAUAGAACAUUUAUGUCACUACUAAUUAUGGAUUUUUGUUUGUCGGGUACAAGAACCUUGAAAUAAUGGUUAAGAAUGUCGUUGAUUGUGUAUAAACCUGAUGUUUUGUUUCUCAAAUUUAUUAAUAUGGUGCUAAUUUCAAUUA
This is a messenger RNA of Lathyrus oleraceus (garden pea), 702 nucleotides long. RefSeq names its product probable histone H2A variant 3. Lineage: Eukaryota; Viridiplantae; Streptophyta; Magnoliopsida; Fabales; Fabaceae. Gene Ontology annotation, molecular function: protein heterodimerization activity; DNA binding; structural constituent of chromatin. The coding region runs from base 143 to 544 and encodes 133 amino acids. The transcript is spliced from 2 exons. The record is from RefSeq and is a predicted model, not a curated record. Gene Ontology annotation, cellular component: nucleosome.